Molecule: messenger RNA, 4681 nt
Organism: Cornus florida
Lineage: Eukaryota; Viridiplantae; Streptophyta; Magnoliopsida; Cornales; Cornaceae
Product: receptor-like protein EIX1
Exons: 2
Coding region: 1692-4316 (874 amino acids)
Molecular function (GO): protein binding
Source: RefSeq, a predicted model, not a curated record
CAUUAAUUAAGUUACAAAAUUAAAGAAAAAGGAACCAAUGGAGAGGAUUUUGGUCCCCGUGCUUCGUAUAUUAGAACAAGCCACGUCAAAUUUCCGUCCCCGGUGAUUUUCGUUUAUUUUCGUUUCUAAAAACAUGAUGGACUGAAACGAAACUCUUUGUAUAGAUUAAUAAUAGUAAUAUAGAUAUAGUAGAUCUAUAACCCCUCCCUCUCCCGAUCUCGCUCUUUCUCACAUCAAACGGAACUGAAGUAGUAUUCACCCAGUGUGCCGACUGAAACACAACAAUUGUUAGUCGUUCAAACAAACCCUAUUCACUGUCAGUGACAAACCAAUCCGGAGUGGUAGAGAUUGCAGAGCUUUUGUGAAGUAGAACGCAGCUUGCCGGAAUGGUAUUCCGUUGGCCAGCGAACCACCCAGAUGUUGAUUAUGUCGCGCCAAUAUCAAGUGCGCUAGUUGUGGGUCGUUUGAUCCGAUGCAGUCGGAGGCUCGAGCAAGCUCGUCCACGAAAUCGAACCCAGACUUCCCCUCAAUUUGAUGGUAAAUUGGUAAUCAUCUCGAAUAUUUGAAUUGAUGCGAGUGAAAUUGACGAACUAGUUCCGACCGAGACAGAAUAUUGAAAUUCAGUGAAAAGGGAGUUGGAGAGUCAAGUCAGUGAAUUGGGGAAUAAAUCCCACAUCGUUCAAUGGUGAAUUCCAAUCCAACCCAGAAGACCCAGUUGGUUUGCUGUGAAUUUGGUGGUGGUGGUGAAGGUUGUGGGGUGGGAAUGGUGGCGGGUGGUUGUGAGGGCGAUGAUGGUAGCGGUGAUGCCACAUAUUGGUUGUGGGGCGGCGCUGCUGGUGGUAUGUAUAUUUAUAUGUAUAUAUAUUGAUUAUCCAAGACUUGCAGUUGACUUGGAAAAUGUAAUGGAAGACUUGCAGGAGAGCCAAACACGCUCCAAUAAAGUGGACCAGCACUAGAAAGACUUGACUUAAGACUCUCUCUCUCCCUCCCUCUUAAGUUAAAUGGAAGUGUUCAAGAAAGUCAUUUUAUGAAAUUUCCAUGCUGAUAUAGAAUUUUUUUUUUUUUUUUUUCAGUUCAUGGUCUAUAGAGUUGCUCAUUGCUUGAGAGUUGAACUGAUGGGGAGUAUUUUAGUUCCUUACCUAAUUUUCGCUAUUAUCAGUAGCAUAACACCAGAAUUUUCUUGUAAUGGUGAUGUCAAUUUCACAAAUUGUUUGGAAUCAAACCGUGAAGCUCUCAUUGAAUUCAAAAAUGGUCUGAAAGAUGCCGAGAACAGGCUUUCAUCAUGGCGUGGAAGCAAUUGUUGUCAGUGGCCGGGGAUCAGGUGUGAUAACAGAAGUGGAGCUGUCACUGUAAUCGAUCUUCACAACCCAUUUCCAUCAUGUGGUUACUACUGGUUUUAUCUAUCAUGUUCUGAUCCUCCAACCAGGUAUGGAUUUUGGAACUUUACCGGAGAGAUUAGACCUUGAUUGCUUAAACUCGAGUCCUUGACAUACUUAGACUUGAGUUACAAUACAUUUCAGGACAUUCCAAUUCCUGAAUUCUUUGGUUCUUUGAAAAAUUUGCGAUAUCUAAACCUGUCAAAUGCAGGGUUUACUGGCAUAAUUCCUCCCAAUUUGGGAAACCUUUCUAGGUUGAAAUAUCUUGAUGUUUCUUCUGAACCCUACCUUGUAAGUGUUGAUAAUCUUCAUUGGAUGACUGGCCUUGUUUCACUAAAGCAUCUUGAGAUGAACGGAGUUGAUCUAUCUGUGGUGGGUUCAAGCUGGGUAGAGGUGCUAAAUGUACUCCCCUUUUUAACUGAGUUACAUCUUUCAGAAUGCAGGCUUUCUGGUUCUAUUUCAUCUCUUAAUUUCACUGCACUUGAAGUUGUAGAUCUUAGUGGUAACAGCUUCAACUCCAAGUUCCCUGAUUUGCUUGCAAAUCUCACCAGUCUUGUACAUGUCGACAUGAGUAGUAGCGCCUUGCAUGGAAGAAUUCCGCUUGGUCUCAGUGAGCUGCCAAGCUUACGUUACUUAGACCUUGGAAGCAACUUCCUUAGUGCCAGCUGCUUCAAACUGUUCAGUGGAAGCUGGAGAAAAAUAGAGGUUAUCAAUUUUGCUUCUACUAUAUUACAUGGGAAACUUCCUUCCUCCAUUGGGAACUUGACAUUUCUCACUUACUUUGAUCUGUCUUAUAAUUAUGUAGAGGGUGGAAUCCCCAGCUCCAUUGGUAGACUUUGCAAUUUGAUAUAUAUUGAUUUAAUGGAUAAUAACUUGACAGGAAGUUUACCUGAAUUACUUGAAGGGAAUAGAGACUGUGUUUCCAAGAGUCCUUUGCCUAGUCUUUUGUCCUUGUUUUUGAGCUCCAAUCAACUAGUUGGUAAGUUGCCAGAAUGGCUGAGUCAGCUUGAAAAUCUUGUACAUCUUGCACUGGACAAUAACUUGCUUGGAGGUCCCAUCCCUGCUGCUCUAGGGACACUGAAAAAUUUAACCAUUAUCGAUCUUGGAGGGAAUGAAUUUAAUGGAACUCUGCCAAAGAGUUUUGGGCAGCUUUCUAAUUUGUUUGUCUUGGCUGUUUCUUCCAACCAUUUUACUGGAACUCUCCCCCACAGUUUUGGGCAGCUUUCUAAUUUGUCGGUCUUGGAUGUUUCUUCCAAUCAUUUGACUGGUACCAUCUCUGAGGAGCAUUUUGCAAAGCUAAGCAAGCUGGAUGCCUUGUUCUUUUCCUCAAAUUCCUUCAUUUUGAAUGUCAGUACCAAUUGGGUUCCUCCAUUCCAACUUAACACUCUUGAAAUGGGUUCAUGUCACUUGGGUCCUUCAUUUCCAGCUUGGAUUAAAUCUCAAAAGAAUCUCAUGAACCUUGAUUUGUCAAAUGCCAGCAUUUCAGGUACUAUACCAACCUGGUUUUGGGAUAUCUCUUCUAAUCUAGACCAGUUAAAUGUUUCCCUCAAUCAGUUAAGCGGUCAGCUUCCAAAGCCUUUAAAUGUAUCUCGCAUUGGGCAUCUCGAUUUAAGCUCCAACUUCUUUGAAGGACCAAUUCCUCUUCCUAUUCACCAGAUUGCGUUAGUGGAUCUCUCCAACAAUCAAUUUUCUGGUCCAAUCCCUCAGAAUAUAUUUGAAGGCGCGACAAACUUGGCCCUUCUCUCUAUUUCCAAUAACCAACUAACAGGGAAAAUACCUUCCAUCGGAGGAGUAAUGCCCACCCUUUACAUCAUUGAUCUUUCUGGGAAUAACUUAACAGAGAGUAUUCCUUCAAGCAUUGGGAACUGUAUUCUCCUAAAGGCUUUAGACCUCAGAAACAACAGUUUGUCUGGGAUGAUUCCAAGUACUUUGGGUCAGUUGGAACUACUUCAAUCAUUGCAUCUAAACGACAACAUGUUUUCAGGAGAAAUCCCCUCUUCUUUCAUGAACUUGUCAAGUUUAGAGACUCUGGAUCUUGGAAACAACAGGUUAUCUGGUAAUAUCCCAACAUGGUUAGGAGUUGGUUUUGCUAACCUUAGAAUUCUUAAGUUGAGGUCAAAUGCAUUUUCUGGUGGAAUUCCCGCUAAUCUUUCACAUUUAAGUUCUCUGCAAGUCCUUGACCUUGCUCAAAACAAUUUUACUGGUAGCAUUCCAAUCAGCCUUGGUGACCUGAAAGCUAUGGCACAAGCGCACAAAGAAAAUUUACAUCUGUUAUAUGGGCUGUUCAGUGACCGGUACUACGAAGAAAGCUUGGUUGUGAAUAUAAAAGGGGGGACUCUAACAUACACCAAGACUCUGUCCCUGGUGACCUCCAUAGACCUGUCUGGAAAUCAUUUAAGUGGGGAGUUUCCUGUGGAUAUAACAAAAUUGUCGGGUCUUGUGGCCUUGAACUUGUCAAGUAACGAAAUCAGUGGCCAAAUUCCUGAAAACAUUUCAAGUUUGCGUCAAUUAUCAUCUCUUGAUCUGUCAAGUAAUAAGCUCUCGGGUGCAAUUCCUCCAAGCAUGCCGUCACUAACAUUUUUGGGUUAUCUGAAUCUAUCGGAUAAUAACUUCUCAGGUAGGAUACCAUAUACGGGGCAGAUGACGACUUUUAGUGAGUCUGCUUAUGCUGCAAAUCCUAGUCUCUGUGGACCUCCCCUUGUUGCUAAAUGCCGAGGUAAGGAUUCAGAUAAAUCAAAGACUGUUGAGAAUGACGAUGGCAAUAGUUUCAUUGACAAAUGGUUUUACAGUGUUGGCUUGGGAUUUGCUGUUGGACUUCUGGCUCCUUACUUGAUCAUAGCAACAAGAAAAUCUUGGAGCCAUGCAUACUUUAGUUUCGUGGACAAAAUCGUAUACCGAUUACCAUGCGUGAGAAACAGAAGAGCAAUUUGCAAAUGGUAGCAAUUCACAAAUGGUGAAAAUGCACGGCGUGGAAUGGCUGAGAUCAAGAUCUCUGGAUAUGUGGCUCCUGUGCCUGUACCUGUACCUGUACCUGAAUCUGGAUGGAUUGUUGCUGUAAGUUCAUGGUUGCCCUGGCAAAGGCUCCUUACUGAUUUUUCAUUAUAAUUUAUAUGUAUAAUACUAUAUAGUAGGAUUUGGUUUCGAGUUAGUUAAAUUCAGGUUUUGUGUGGAUGUGAGUCGUGCAGUGUGUGAUUUUUAUAUAUGUAGAGGAAAUGUAUUUCCACCAAACAAAAGUAUUAACAUACUCUCAUUCUAGUGUACUUGGUUGUGAUGGAUUUGGGAGAUGAAAUGAAUUUAAGGUUAAA